This is a messenger RNA of Aspergillus nidulans FGSC A4, 3678 nucleotides long. Its product is annotated as DNA-directed RNA polymerase III core subunit RET1. Bases 1 to 3678 code for a protein of 1225 amino acids. Gene Ontology annotation, molecular function: DNA-directed RNA polymerase activity; ribonucleoside binding; 5'-3' RNA polymerase activity. NCBI's taxonomy places the organism in Eukaryota, Fungi, Ascomycota, Eurotiomycetes, Eurotiales, Aspergillaceae. Gene Ontology annotation, biological process: DNA-templated transcription termination; DNA-templated transcription; termination of RNA polymerase III transcription. The record is from RefSeq and is a predicted model, not a curated record. The transcript has 3 exons. Gene Ontology annotation, cellular component: nucleus; chromatin.
AUGCCACCCCGGAAGAGAGCUGUGGCUCCGGCCAGCGCGCGAGCUGUGCAAUCAGAGACUACGGGUUCUACCAAGUCGACAACAGAGACCGCACGACGAAAACGUGCUGCCCAAGCCAAGGAGGCAAAAGAAGCAACGACUUCAGAACAUCCAACGCAAGGCGAAAAGGACAAUGUUGCCGACGCGGAGACGGAGCCAGUGCCCGAGCCGAAAUACCCAUACCGCCACCGCGAUCCCUUUGACGCGCUCCUAGAACCGUUCUACUACAAUAAGUCUCUGACCGAUCCUAUCAGCACUGCCAAGGAUAAAUGGAACUUGUUGCCUGCCUUCUUGAAGGUCAAGGGCUUGGUGAAACAGCACAUUGAUUCAUACAACUACCUCGUUGAAGUGCAGCUAAAGAAAAUCGUCGAGUCGAGCAACACGAUUCGUAGCGACGUCGACCAUAACUUCUACAUAAAGUUUACUGAUAUCUACCUUGGUUUCCCUCGCCGAGCAGACGAGCCUCAGGAUGUCCGUACCGAAUUUGAGGAAUCAACCGUGACACCGCACGAGUGCCGACUGCGCGAUACGACGUAUGCCGCACCGAUUCAGGUGGACUUUGAAUACAUCCGUGGCCGUCAAAGGGUUAGGAGGAAAGGUGUAUCUAUUGGUAGGAUGCCGGUCAUGCUGCGCAGUUCAAAAUGUGUGCUGGGCAACAAGACUCCGGCGCAGAUGACGGUGCUCAAUGAGUGCCCGCUUGAUCCUGGUGGUUAUUUCAUCGUCAAUGGAACGGAGAAGGUGAUUCUCGUUCAGGAACAGUUGAGCAAGAACAGAAUCAUCGUCGAGACGGAUCCGAAAAAGGAGAUAGUUCAGGCAUCGGUCACAAGUUCAUCCAAUGAGCGCAAGUCUAAGAGUUAUAUUAUUUUAAAGAAGGACAGGUUAUACGUCAAACACAACGUGCUCAGCGAAGAUAUUCCCAUCGUUAUCCUUCUCAAAGCCAUGGGCAUCCAUACCGACAAGGAAAUGAUGCUCCUGGUUGCUGGCGUCGACAAGGUCUACCAGGAGGACUUCGCUAUUAACUUUGAGGAAGCUAUCAAGGUUGGCGUAUUUACGCAGCAGCAAGCACUUGAUUGGAUUGGUUCUCGGAUCAAGAUCAAUCGAAAGCAGAUGUCUUACCGCCGGACACACGUUCAAGAGGCCGUCGAGGCUAUUGCGUCCGUCAUCAUUUCCCACAUUGAAGUCAAAGACAUGAACUUCCGGCCUAAGGCCAUUUACGUUGCUAACAUGGCCCGCCGUGUGCUCAUGGCGAAGAAUGACGCGGCGCUGGUCGACGACCGUGAUUACCUUGGGAAUAAGAGACUAGAGUUGGCCGGACAGCUAUUAGCCUUGCUCUUUGAAGAUCUCUUCAAGAAGUUCUGCUUUGAUAUUAAAAUGAACAUUGAUAAGGUCCUAAACAAGCGCAAUCGAGUUGAGGCGUUCGAUGCCUGGAGUGUUAUUGGUAUGCACAGCAAUCAUAUCACACAGGGAAUGAACCGAGCAAUUUCGACGGGUAAUUGGAGCCUGAAGCGUUUCCGCAUGGAACGUGCUGGCGUCACCCACGUGCUAAGCCGUUUAAGCUAUAUCGCUGCUCUUGGAAUGAUGACACGUAUUAGCAGUCAGUUUGAGAAGACGAGAAAGGUCAGCGGUCCGCGUGCUCUGCAACCUUCGCAAUUUGGAAUGAUCUGCCUAGCAGACACUCCGGAAGGUGAAGCCUGUGGUCUCGUGAAAAAUCUGGCUCUUAUGACACACAUUACGACCAAUGAUGAAGAAGGUCCAAUCAAAAACCUUAUAUUCAUGCUUGGUGCAGAAGACAUCCAGACCGUAGGUGGAAAGGAGAUCUAUGCACCUGGCAGUUAUACUAUCUCGAUUAACGGUACGCCAAUGGCGCUAACCCGUCGCCCGAAGUACUUCUUGAAUGCGUUCCGGCGACUGCGACGAAUGGGCAGGAUCUCCGAGUUUGUCAGCAUCUACAUUAAUCAUCAUCAGCGUGCUGUGCACGUUGCAACUGAUGAUGGACGUAUCUGCCGGCCACUCAUUAUCGUCGAAGAUGGCAAGUCGCGCGUCAAGAAACAUCAUCUCCGCAAGCUCCGUGAUGGAACGAUGCAGUUCGAUGAUUUCCUAGCCCAAGGCCUAGUUGAAUAUGUGGAUGUCAACGAGGAGAACGAUUCGUUAAUCGCCAUAUACGAGAAGGAUAUAACGGACACGACUACUCAUAUGGAAAUCGAACCUUUCACAAUUCUCGGUGCUGUCGCCGGUCUGAUUCCUUAUCCUCACCACAACCAGUCCCCGCGUAAUACUUACCAAUGUGCUAUGGGUAAACAAGCGAUUGGGGCUAUCGCGUCGAACCAGUUCCUGCGUAUUGAUUCCAUUCUUUACCUGAUGGUUUACCCACAGAAACCCAUGGUUAAGUCGCGCACGAUUGAAUUGACCAAAUACGAUCAGCUACCUGCCGGCCAAAACGCCACUGUUGCCGUCAUGAGUUACUCUGGUUACGAUAUUGAGGAUGCCCUAGUCUUGAACAAGGGCUCAGUUGACCGUGGCUUCGGUCGCUGCCAGGUGUUCCGCAAGUAUGUCACAAACAUGAAAAGUUAUUCCAACGGCACGAAGGACAUCCUGAGCCCUCCCACUUAUGAGAACGAUGCGCCCAUAAGGAAACACGCUCUCUUAGAGAGCGAUGGUCUGGCAGCCGUUGGAGAACAAGUCAAUGCUGGAGAGGUUUACAUCAAUAAGUCUACACCAGAUCAGUCAAUGUCCUCAGGAAUGCCAGGCUCUGAUGCAGGGCGACCGAUCAGCUACAACCCCACUCCGAUGACCUACAAGCUUCCCGAUCCUGCCUACAUUGACAAAGUCAUGAUUUCCGCUACUGAAAACGAGAAUCAAAUCAUCAAAGUACUCACACGCCAAACACGGCGGCCCGAAGUCGGCGACAAGUUCUCUUCGCGUCACGGGCAAAAGGGUGUUACAGGUAUUAUUGUUGACCAAGCCGACAUGCCUUUCACGGACCAGGGUAUCAACCCAGACAUCAUCAUGAACCCCCACGGUUUCCCCUCUCGUAUGACAGUCGGAAAAAUGCUUGAACUUGUUGCAGGUAAAGCCGGUGUUCUUUCCGGCCAGCACGGCUAUGGAACAUGCUUUAGCGGCACCCCUGUCGAACAAAUGACCCAGACCCUCAUUGACAAGGGCUUCAGCUACGGUGGCAAGGACUAUCUUACCUCUGGCAUCACAGGCGAAGCUCUCCCUUUCUACGUCUUCACGGGACCUAUCUACUACCAGAAGCUGAAGCAUAUGGUUCAAGACAAGAUGCAUUCGCGUGCGCGCGGGCCCCGCGCCACACUCACCCGCCAGCCAACAGAAGGUCGUUCUCGGGAUGGAGGUCUGCGUCUCGGAGAGAUGGAGCGUGAUUGUUUAAUCGCUUACGGUACCAGUCAGCUGCUUUUGGAACGGUUGAUGAUAUCGUCUGAUCGCCACGAGGUUGAUGUCUGCGAGCAGUGCGGGUUCAUGGGCUACCUGAACUGGUGCCAGCGCUGCAAGUCAUCCAGGAGUGUUGUGAAGAUGGUCAUUCCUUAUGCGGCUAAGCUCCUUAUUCAGGAGCUGAUGAGUAUGAAUGUCACGGCUAGACUAAAGCUCGAAGACGAGUUCCCCGAGACCAAGGGGCGAUGA